AUGAUUUUGAGCAAGCUGUCGUUUAGACACGUCAAAUCAAGGAUUAGCCAGCCGUAUGUUAACAUUAGUGUAUUGAGGCCUUAUUCCUCCAAAAAGAGUGCAAACAAAUGGAUUUUACCAAACUUGACAAAACUUAACGAAACUAAGGAACACACAGUGACAAAACAGAAAAGAAUAACGAAAAGUGGUUUAGACGAAUCAGACAGAGAGCUUUUAGUGUCCUUGAACUCUGGACCUCGUAUGCAUGCUGAUUGGAGGAAAAUGAAAACGCUUCCGGAAUGGAAAAGGCAAAAGUUUGCACUUGUGGAAAAGCUGCAAGGGUCCAAGUGGAACCCCAAAAAGAAGUUGAGCAGAGAUACAAUCGAAGGAAUUCGUUUACUUAAAGAGAAGCUACCCGAGUUGAAAGCUGAUUACUUUGCCGAACAGUUUCAAGUUUCACCUGAAGCAGUGAGGAGAAUCUUGAAAUCUCGAUGGGAGCCAACUUUGGAGGAACGGGAAAACAUAGAGGAACGAUGGAAAAGGAGGGGAGUUAAGCAUCUACAAUUGAAAAUUAAAGAACAAUUAUUAAAGACAGUUAAAGAAAAGGGGGAAAAAUCCGAGGACGACCGGAAAACAAUUGAAAGCGAGUUUGAAGAUGAUGUCAUUGUUAAUAAAUAA
Komagataella phaffii GS115 is the source of this 657-nucleotide messenger RNA. RefSeq lists its product as uncharacterized. Gene Ontology annotation, cellular component: nucleus. NCBI's taxonomy places the organism in Eukaryota, Fungi, Ascomycota, Pichiomycetes, Pichiales, Pichiaceae. The transcript has a single exon. Bases 1 to 657 code for a protein of 218 amino acids. The record is from RefSeq and is a predicted model, not a curated record.